CUAUUUAACAUAAGUUACAUCACGCAGUCCUUGUUGCCUUUUAAUCCUGGGUUAUUCUUGAUCGAGCAAAUCUACGAUCUAAGUCUAACCGUGGUUAAUCCGUGUUUUCACCUUAUCACAUAAUGUCCUUACUUUUGUAAGGUUGUCUCUAUCGCAUUUCAGAGGACAUACAAUAUUAGAGAGAUACAGUUUGUAUUUCUAGUAGAUCGAGCUAUCGCAAAGAGAUUGAUUAGCUUAUUUGAACUUCAAAUGUUAAAUUUAGAGAGAAAAAUAAAAGCACAAUCACAAACACAACAAAAAUUAAUCACUAUUUCCACUUCUUUAAAAGCGACAGUCGGAUGAAAAUGUCUUAAGAAGCAUAAUUCAUUGAACACCGCCCAUUAAGACGGUGUCUGUAGACCAACAUGAACAACUUCCACUCCUGCAAUUGUUUACAAAACAACACAAACAACAGUAAAACUAGUUCCACCACUGUUAAUAGUAAUAACAGUAACUUUCAAAGGUUAUCAAGUGCCGAAAACCAUGUGUGUUGCCAGAGUCAGUCGUUACAACCUUCGUUACAUCAAACUUUACCAGAAUUAGAUUUCGAAAGAGGUUUAUGGAAUGAUGCUGUGACUGGGGACAUUGAAGGGGUUCGGCGUAAACUAGAGAAACAGCGAUAUGGUUGUACGGCCAAUGCCACGGAUACGUCUGGUUAUACUCCCUUGGCUGCUGUGAGAAGUGAUGCAGACAUCAUAAGUCUCCUCUUACACAGAUAUCCUCAACUACACAACAUCACAGACAACAAUGGGUUUCUUGCUAAACACUAUUUACCAGAAGACAAAUCAACACAACUCUUUGAUUUAUUCCCUUAACACUGGAAGUACCAUUCUUUGCUUUUAUUUUUUGUGACAUUUUGUUGUCUAUCCUCCUCCCCCUCCUCCAGCAUUGAUGGCUCAUGUCUGCAAAUUCUUUGUUACUGAGAGGGAGAGAAAGAGAAGUAAGGUCAAAACAACACUAGCUGGUACUUGACAGAAUCCAAAACAGCAACAUAAAGAAGAAAUGUCACUGAAUACCACAGAGUGAUUGUGGUGGUGGAUGUGGUUAGAGUGAGAGGUUGUGGUAAUGAGAGGAGAAAUGGUCAUAGUUGGAACCCUGUUGAUUUUAGUCCUUUUUAUUUAGCUUAGCAUGGAGCUCAACAUUUGCCAUCAUCUUCAUCAUCACACUACCAACAGUCCUAACAUGACCACCACUAAUUUUAAUGCCAUUUCCACCAUAACUCUUAACAUCAUUACUACAAUCACCACCAACACUAUUAUUGACAUCCACAUCCCCACCAACACCACCACAACCAGCCAUCCAUCUGUCUUGCCAACCAAUCAACGAAAUUCCCCUCAUAUCAAACCAGUAAAGGUACCUCUGCUUGGUCAUUUGACCAGCUAGAAAUAGCAGCUGCUUUGCUACCUUAAUAAAGGACAUGUUGGAUAGUGGAGGACUGGACUCCUGCAUAGGGUAGAAUAUAAAUGAGAUGGUCACAAGUGGUAUUUUGAUCAUAAACCUAUUGAUUGCACUAAACAACAGCAACAAAUCUCCCCCUGAAGGGAACUUCAUACCAACCUUGGAAAAAAAUGAAGGGCAAAAUCUCAUUGGUAAAGUGAUGGCUGGAACUUCUUUGAUCAUAUGUCUGCUUAAUCAGGGCUGACUCAAGGCUAAACAACAGCAUUAAUGGGUUCAAAUACCAGUACAAGGCCUGAAAUUGAGAUGGAGAGGUUUGUCAAUGUCACUGAGAUUUUAUCAACCUCAGAAGGGUGAAAGGCAAAGUUAACCAUGGGAGAAUUUGAACUCAGAAUGUAAAGAGCCAAUGACAAAUGUUACAAAGCAUUUCUUAUGCUGUUUUAAUGAUUCUGCCAAUUUCACACUCCUACAACAACAAACAGAGAGAAACAUUUUCUGUCAAUUUAUGUGAAAAUAAGUUUUAAAAAUGAACAAAAGCUUUGAAAUAAAAUAAACUAUAAAUAAAACGAAAAAUAUUAAAUUC
Messenger RNA from Octopus sinensis (East Asian common octopus), 2017 nucleotides. RefSeq lists its product as uncharacterized. The record is from RefSeq and is a predicted model, not a curated record. The transcript is spliced from 2 exons. NCBI's taxonomy places the organism in Eukaryota, Metazoa, Mollusca, Cephalopoda, Octopoda, Octopodidae. Bases 405 to 854 code for a protein of 149 amino acids.